AGAACAAUAAGUUACUGAAUAAACUUAUAGCCAUGCUUUGAAAGAGUGGUCAUAUUGUACGGUAGUCAUCAACAACCAGCUUUAAAAGCGUGGUCAUAUCUCUCGCUAUUGGCACGUAUUAAAAGCGUAGUCAUAUCUCUCGCUAUUGGCACCCUUUAAAAGCGUGGCGAUAGAGCAACCGAUGCGCUUGCAGAUGUGACCCUUUCAAAAGCGUGCUGGUAGCUAAAAAAGCGUGGCAAAAAGCUAUCGCUAGGCUUUUUCCAGCUUUUUGCCAUGCUUUAAAAGCGUGGCAAUAGAGAUGUUUUCUUGUAGUGUCUUAUGAAAUUAAUUGAGUGUUGACUGAUGCUGCAGAUUGAGAUUGGUUGGAUUUGUGGGAACCGUAAGGUGGAUAUAUGUCCAAAUUUAUGGGAGGUUAUGUCCAAUUUUAGGGGAGGUUAUGCCCAUUUUUUUCGAAAAGUUUUGUUGAAUGAUUUGUGUAGUAUAUAUGUUGAUUAGUGUUUAUAUUCUUUUUGCACACAUGACUACUGGUAGCAGAGGUAGAUCGAGUGGGUUUCGAGGUCGUGGUAGAGGGAGGGUUUCUACUGAAUUCUCAGGUACUGUUUAGUCAUCUCCUUCUACCCUGACUACCUUAUCAAGCCCUGUGACAUCACAGGCGAAUCCAACGGACCAACAGAUCAUGGUCCCAAACCCGAACUACGUGCCUCCUUUUGCUACACCACCUACAGAUCCAGCGACAGAUCCCGCUGGGUGAUUCCUCCAGUGCCUCCCAACAGGAUGCUCCUCCACCACUGCCCGUCAUCUGGCUGAGGAUUUGGCCCGAUGGCAUGCAAGCGUUUGCACCAAAUAAUAAUGCUUGCACACAGAAGAUAUCCGAAGUCAUUAAGUCAAUGUACGACCACCCGUGGUCGAGCUACACGAAGAUCCCUGCUGAGAUCAUAGAGCGAUGGUUUCAGAAGUGGGUGUUGAAAUUCAUAUGAGAUGUGGAACAUAAUCUCAUGAUCAGGAAGAUCUACGACCACCAGGCAGCUAAACAACUACAGCAGAUGAUGAGCGACGUUCAUCAGGGGCGCAACCACUUAAUAACCUGAAUCCGUCCAUCUAUCAAGAAGGAAUUGAUGGCCUAUUUUAGAAAUGAUGAGGAGUUCAAGUGUUGCUGUCUAACGAACAUCACUAACAGGGCUUCACCGAGGUCGUCUAAGUAUACGGGUGGGUUGGCGACCUUCAUGAACACGAAGAGCAGACUGUCUAAGUCGUUGGAUCGUGAGCUGACACUGGCAGAGACUUUCAAGUAUACCCAUACCUUGAAGGCCAACAUGGAGAGAUUUGCUGACGAGCGGUCUACAGCCGAUUAUGAUGAUUACACGCAGAUGUUGGAGGCCGCGAUCCAACAUUCUCAGCUGCCUAGUGGGAACGACGAAGCCGGCUCCGAGAUCUCAGUGGUAGAUUUUGAUAGUGGCCUCUGAACCCCACAAGAACUGUCGCUUCGGGUUAGGGUCGUUCUUCGCUAGUAGCCUCUGCAUCUACUACCAACCUUGUCGAUCUGCAGGAAGUUGUCGACCUGAGGAAAGAGGUAUAGAAGUUGACACAGGAGCUUCACCAACAAGCGGAGUAGUCUGAGCAGAGGUACAACGACCUUGUUGCAUGCGUGGGAGGAGUCAUUGUUAUUACUCAUACCUGACGGAGAAGCUGGAGCAGCUAGAUCAUUUGCGAGAGCAUAUGGAAGUGUACAACCAUCAAAUGCGCGCUGGAGGAAGUAACUUUGCUGGUACCGGCAGCAACGCUAGUAGUGGGGCACUGACAUCAGCACCUACUCCGCCGCCUCAGUAGGGGAAAGACGACGACAAUGACGAUUACUGGAAUUUGUAGGGUUUAGGAAUUUAAUUUUUUUGUCUACUUCAUUGUAUUCU
Arachis ipaensis is the source of this 1907-nucleotide messenger RNA. RefSeq lists its product as uncharacterized. The record is from RefSeq and is a predicted model, not a curated record. Lineage: Eukaryota; Viridiplantae; Streptophyta; Magnoliopsida; Fabales; Fabaceae.